UCAUGUCUAAACCCGAACUAUACUAUGAUCCCAACAGUCCACCGGUCCGAAGUGUCCUACUCGCCCUAGCAGCCUUGGGAAUCAACGACCAAGUGGAUCUCAAACUGGUUCGUCUAUUCCAGCGAGAACAUUUGAACGAAGCUUUUGUCAAACUCAACCCCCUUCACAAGGUACCGGUAUGGAAACACGGUGACCUCGUCCUGACGGACAGCCACGCCAUCCUGAUGUACCUUUGCGACGUCUACGGACAGGAGAGUGAAUUUUCCCUAAACGAUCCAAAGAAACGUGCCCUAGUCAACAAUCGAUUGUGCUUCAACAAUUCCGUGCUGUUCCAACGAGAGUCAUCGCUCAUGGUUAAAAUAUUCCAUCGGCAGAUAGCGGAAGUCACGGAGGAUCAUCUUAAGCCUCUAGAAGAAGUGGUCGGAUAUUUGGAAACGUAUUUGGCAAGCUCGAAGUUCGUCGCAUGUGAUGAGCUGACUGUGGCGGAUUUUUCGAUCGUUGCCAUCCUGAGCACGAUGGAAACGAUUUGUCCAAUACCGGCUAGUCGAUGGCCAAAGGUGGCCGCAUGGUAUGAGACAAUGAAACAGUUGCCCUACUAUCACGAAGCUAAUCAGACCGGCCUGGAUAAGCUGAAGGCCAAAUUGAACGUAGUGUUGAGUAAAUAAAU
Ochlerotatus camptorhynchus is the source of this 667-nucleotide messenger RNA. Its product is annotated as glutathione S-transferase E14-like. Gene Ontology annotation, molecular function: glutathione transferase activity. The transcript has 4 exons. Lineage: Eukaryota; Metazoa; Arthropoda; Insecta; Diptera; Culicidae. Bases 3 to 665 code for a protein of 220 amino acids. The record is from RefSeq and is a predicted model, not a curated record. Gene Ontology annotation, biological process: glutathione metabolic process.